AUGGAGCCUCUCUCUUGUCCUGCGUUCGAUCACGGAUAUGAUAUCCCAGAGAACGAGGUCAUACCGAUUGAAGAUUUACCGAGGUGUGGGGGGCGCGGGUGGGCAGGUUCAAACCGAUACGGUCAAUGCGGAGGUCUACUCCGUCCGGGUGUGGUAUGGUUUGGAGAAUCCCCCGAACACCAAGGCGAAAUUGCGCGCGUAUUCAACUGGGCAGAUUUGAUACUUGUGGUAGGAACUUCUGCUUUGGUCUAUCCAGCCGCCGGAUAUGUCAAAACCGUCAAGAAUAAUGGGGGGAAAGUUGCUAUAUUCAAUAUUGAAACAUCUUCCCAAGAUAGUGACGCCGAUUUUGUAUUUCUUGGCCCAUGCGAAGAGACGCUACCCGCAGUACUUGGAGUACUUGGUCGGACAUAA
This is a messenger RNA of Rhizoctonia solani, 411 nucleotides long. RefSeq names its product NAD-dependent histone deacetylase SIR2. Gene Ontology annotation, molecular function: NAD+ binding. The transcript is spliced from 2 exons. The record is from RefSeq and is a predicted model, not a curated record. NCBI's taxonomy places the organism in Eukaryota, Fungi, Basidiomycota, Agaricomycetes, Cantharellales, Ceratobasidiaceae. Bases 1 to 411 code for a protein of 136 amino acids.